AUGGCUUUGGCGCAUGCAUCCCAAGAAGAUGAAUCAGGGGAGUUGAGUAAGCCCAUUUUCCCUUUUUGGGGUCCGAAGUACGUUAUAAAAGAAGCUAUAUUCAAAAGGGGGGGCGGGCUAUUCUUAAUCUUGGAUUCUGGGGAUCCUAGGAAUGAGGCUCAGUUGCUCAGCUUGUUGGAGGCGUCUGCAGAAGCUCAAGGCUUCGAUGUUUUCAUUUCGCACACCUGGGCAACGCCUGGAUAUCAGAAGUUUCUUUCUUUGCUUCUCAGUACAUACUGGCACUACGCAAUUGCAGGGUGGCUUUUUGCGGCCAUUUUGCUGACGAUUCUUUACAGUUUUCACGUGCUGCCCCAGUUUGUUCUGAUCCGGAGCAACAUGAGCGGCUAUUCUGUCGACGUUCCAUGUGGACCAUGGAUUCUACUCUCAACAUUUCUGUCUGCAAUCUGCGGCCUCUUUUGUGCGCCUUACCUAGCCUCUUGCUCUGGCCGUACCUCAAGAUGCUUCUACGAUGCAGCUUGUGUGAACCAAGUGGAUCCAGUUCAGCGGGAACGCGGCAUCUAUGGAAUUGGUGGCUUUUUGGCUCUUUCUGGGCAACUGUGGAUCUUGUGGAGUCCACCCUACCUCUCGCGCUUGUGGUGUGUCUUUGAAAUUGCUGCCUUCCGUACGGCGAACCCGCAAGGGAAGAUCAAGAUCCAGCCUUUGUUCGUGGAGCGCGAUAUCUUAGCCGUUCCUGGUCAGCAAUAG
This is a messenger RNA of Symbiodinium pilosum, 744 nucleotides long. The record is from the annotation of a GenBank genome assembly. NCBI's taxonomy places the organism in Eukaryota, Dinophyceae, Suessiales, Symbiodiniaceae.